This is a messenger RNA of Camelina sativa (false flax), 529 nucleotides long. Lineage: Eukaryota; Viridiplantae; Streptophyta; Magnoliopsida; Brassicales; Brassicaceae. The record is from RefSeq and is a predicted model, not a curated record.
AUGCCAAAUCCACGGGAAAGCAUAUCAACCAGUGCUCUUUUAUUCCCCNUUCGUUCUUGUCUUCCGCCCAACAAUCAAUCGAAGCAGUUAAGUGUUUCGGCAACAGUUUCGCAGGCAUUGAAGUACAUACCAGAGCUGCAAGAGCAAGUUAAAAAGCUCAUGAAGAAGAAAGAAGAGCUGUCGUUUCAAAUCUCGGGUCCAAGAGAUCUCGUUUACACCGAGCAAAACGGUAAGCCAGAGAAAGGGGUCACAAGUUAUGCAUCAACAGUUUCUGCGACUAGGCUCGGUGAGACCGAAGUGAUGGUCCAAAUUUCAUCGUUACAUACUUGCAAUUGUUCGUUUGGAAAUGUGCUGAAUGGUGUCGAAGAAGAUGGGUUGGUUCUUGUGGAUGCUUCUUCUUCAAGGUCUCAAGGAGAACGACUCUUUUAUACUUUGCAUCUUUGGAUGGAUAAUUGCAAACUGAAUUCCGAAGAGCUAAGUGAUAGGCUGUUGUACUUGUACGAGAAAUGUGGAAAUUCAUGUAAAUGAU